Zerene cesonia (dogface butterfly) is the source of this 3664-nucleotide messenger RNA. Its product is annotated as TOX high mobility group box family member 3-like. The transcript is spliced from 13 exons. Gene Ontology annotation, molecular function: chromatin DNA binding. Lineage: Eukaryota; Metazoa; Arthropoda; Insecta; Lepidoptera; Pieridae. Bases 438 to 2333 code for a protein of 631 amino acids. Gene Ontology annotation, biological process: regulation of transcription by RNA polymerase II. Gene Ontology annotation, cellular component: nucleus. The record is from RefSeq and is a predicted model, not a curated record.
UACUCGAGGAGCCCUGGUACACCUCGGUUUCCGGCGGUUGCUCCCUCGCGAAUUCGCAAGUGUCCCGCCGCAUCGGGUUCCGUGCAACCCGUAUCGGCCACGUGCUCGCCGCUUGCCUGUUGACGGUUACACCUUGCCUUACGCACCUUCUCCAUUGAUAAUACAUAAUUACGACAGAUUACACUUCGACGCCGGCUUCCUUAACUACCGUCAUAAAAGUUGUUACAGUGAAUUGCUAUUCAUUUUGUAUCAGACAUUAUAUCCUUUUUAAUUAAUAAAAGUAACAUAACUAAUUCAAUAACUAUAAUUAGUUUUAAUGCAAUAUAACAAUUUUAAAUACACUUUCUACAUCAAUUUGAAGUUUGCAAAUUAGUUAAUAUAAAGUAAAUGGACCGUUGCACAAUAAUUUCAGUGUCCCAUACUGUUAAUAGCACAGUAUGGAACCUAUUCAAGCGUCUGGGGAUGAUCGUGAACACACGUACAAAAUAUACAAUAUGUAUAAGCGGACUGAGAGCAUUGACGCCUCUUUAUCAAAUACCCGCAGCGCCAAAGCUGGUCUUUAUGCCAUGAGUGACCAAACAUUUCACACACCAUCCUUUGGCGAUGAAGAGUUUGAUAUACCACUGAUACAUGGACAACACGCAACUAGUGGAGGUGCGCCGAAUUCCCACAUACAGUAUACACAAAUGCACCACGCUGCACCUCAGGUUGGAAUGAUGAAUCCUGCACAAGAUGGUCUAGCUCCGCCGGGCGGUGCGCCGUCUUAUCAACAACCAUUAUAUUUGCAGGAACCGCACACACCCGUAACAACACACAGUGGAGCUGGAGCACCUUCUGGGAAUUAUAUGAUUCAACAGCAACCAGGUGGUCAGCAACAGCUAUUAAUGUUGCAACCAACCCAAGUUAUGAGUGGCCCACCAACCCCAAGCACUCCCACACAACAGGCUCCAGUAUAUGGUUCCCCACAAAGAGCCUCUCCACCUGGCACCACUAGUGAUGACUCGGAUGACAGUGUACCAUCACAACAUUCUCAGAUGAAUAUGACUAUGGGUGUAAAAAGAUCAUCACCUGAACCUAUGGAUAAUGGAAUCAAUCGUGGUCAAAUGCAAAAAAAGCCAAAAGUACAAAAGAAAAAGAAGAAGCGAGAUCCAAAUGAACCACAGAAGCCAGUAUCAGCAUAUGCCUUAUUUUUUCGCGACACACAAGCUGCUAUUAAGGGUCAAAAUCCUAAUGCAAGCUUUGGUGAAGUUUCUAAGAUUGUUGCAUCAAUGUGGGAUGGAUUAGAUUCUGAACAUAAAAGCGUUUACAAGCAAAAAACAGAAGUAGCCAAAAAAGAGUAUUUGAAAGCUUUAGCAGCAUAUAGAGCCAGCUUAGUAUCAAAGGGAUCAGAACAAGACAAUCAAGUGAUAUUCAAUCAUAACAAUCCAAACCCCAAUUACGGAAAUUAUUAUCAGGGCCAAGGAUAUGGUAAUGGCCAUUCACCCCAAGGAUUUGUACCUAAUGCGACCCCUCAAGGAUAUUCUCCACAAAACUAUCCUGGUGGACAGCCUCAAGCUACAUACGCGGGACAGCAACCACAAGGCUACCCAAGUAAUCCCCAACAAUCACCUCAGAACUAUCAAGGGAACAUAGGACAUCCAGCUCAAUCAUACCAAGGGGUACCUGGUCAGCAACCUCAGAACUAUCAAGUAAAUCCAGCUGCAUCCCCCCAAAACUGUCAACCGAACAUGAACCAGUCUCCUCGAAACUACCAACCUACCCAAUCACCCCCCAAUUAUGCAGCAAGUGCCGGACUGUCCCCUCCUAAUUAUAGACAAGUACAAUCUCAAUCACCUCCAAUGGCCAAUGUGCAUGCAGCUAUGCAAUAUCAUCACAGUCAGCAGAUGCAACAAGCACAUCAAGUCCAGCAAUACCAGCAACAGUCUCAGCAAAACCACCAACAAGCAACACAACAACAAAAUCAAAACCCACAGCAUCAUCAGCAAACGCAGCAACAACACCAUCAGCAACAGCAUCAACAACCACAACAACUUCAUCAACAACAGCCACCACCGCAGCAACAAGCACAAAACCAAGCAAUCAAAAGUGAACCACACACAAACAACAAUAAUGGUUCUUCCGGUAUUCCACAACAAUCUUCAGAGCAAACUGAAACAAAUACAACAACAUCUUGUGUCAGACAAGGCUGCACCAAUCCUGCCAUUGCCAACAGUGAAUGGGAAAAUGAAUAUUGCUCUAAUGAAUGUGUAGUCAGUCAUUGCAGAGAUGUCUUCAGCUCUUGGGUUGCAUCAAACACGAACAACCAAAUGCAAAAUUUUUCUGCCGUGAAGUAAAAUGCAUAUCACAAAAUUAAUUGAAUUAAGAAAUAAUAAUAUUUUAUAUGAUUUAACAUUACAACAUUUUGUAAUAAAAUGACAAAGAAAAACAUUUUGUCAAACAGAUUGUUAUGUUUUAAAUUAUACCUCGAAGUUAUCAGUAUUGUUUUGUUUUGUAUAAAGUAGUCAGAUAAAACAAGUAAUUUUUUAUAAUUUUAAUGUUGUAAUUUAGCUCGUAACCACGAUAUGUAGUUAUGUGAAUAACUAUUAAAUAGGCAAAUAAGAUUUUUGAACUGGAACUCAACAAACACCAUACUUAUUUAAAAAACAAAAAUGUACCUCCUAUGUGUCUUAAAUUUGUUUAUAUAUAUUUUAAACAUAAUUUUUUCAAAAAUUAAUAUUAUGUUAAAAUGGUUUGGUGAAUUUGUUUGUUAUUUUGUCAUAGAUCUAAAAUUUAAAUGGUAUUUUAAAGUUCAAAUAUUGUCAGUAAUCCAUUUUUGGUUGCAUCAUAGAUAAAUAAUUCAUGAUUAAUGUAAUUGUGACUAGUGAUCACAUAAAAUCAUAUUUUUUUUAUUCUCAAUCAUGUGUUGAUAUUGUAGCCCUGAAAUUGAAAUACAUUACACCUUGUUAAAUUAAAUGUAGGUUUUACUAUUAUGUUUAUUUAAAUAGGUAGAAUCUCAUAUUCAAAAAUCAUGUUUAAUUGAUAUUCACAAGUUACAUUUUUGCCUUAAAUAACAUUAAGAUACUUAGUUUUAAAUUAUAGUUUUUAAGUGUUAUUAGGCCAACGACACAAAAUUUUGACAUAAAACUAAUUACGAUUACUAAAAAAUAGGUAAACUCCUAUGUGAAAUAAAAGCAUUAUCACAAUGUUAUGUGAAAUUAGAUUUGAAUAGUAGAAUAUUAUAGAAAUGUUUAACAUUGGGCUAAAUAAGUGAUGUAUCAGACAUAGCAUGACAUUAAAAAUAAUGCAUUCUUUAUAAAUUAAGUAGUUAUUUCUUGUAAAUUGACUAUUAAUAAUAAUCCUAUGUACACGAUGGCAAUAUUUACUCAUUCCUCUAGGAGUUGUGCUUAGCAUAGGUUUUAGCUGGACCAAAAUGUCAUUUAUAUUCAAAGCAAUGAUAUGUUUAAGGUAUUGUUUUAUUACUGUACAUUGAUAAUUAAACAAAGAAUGUAAAUAGAUAUUUGCAGUGAUAGUUAUAUUCUAGGACUGCUCACGAUACAUCAAGUGUUGUGUUUCGCCUAAGUAGUCCCGUUAGUUCACUUAGUAAGUGGAAAUUAUCUUUAUUAAAAUGUAAAAUUACAAUGUAUAAAUUAUGUAACUAGAACUUCAUUAAAUUUCCUAAGCCAUU